Amaranthus tricolor (Joseph's coat) is the source of this 543-nucleotide messenger RNA. RefSeq lists its product as uncharacterized. Bases 1 to 543 code for a protein of 180 amino acids. NCBI's taxonomy places the organism in Eukaryota, Viridiplantae, Streptophyta, Magnoliopsida, Caryophyllales, Amaranthaceae. The record is from RefSeq and is a predicted model, not a curated record. The transcript has 2 exons.
AUGAAGGCCGCACAGGAGAGACAGAAAUCAUAUGCCGAUCUUCGCAGGAAACCUCUAGCAUUCGAAGUUGGUGAUAAAGUCCUGCUGAAAGUGUCGCCGAUGAAAGGGGUAAUGAGGUUUGGUAAGAAAGGGAAACUAAGCCCUAAAUAUAUCGGGCCAUACGAAAUAUUAGAGCAAAUAGGUGCAGUUGCUUACAGAUUGGCACUACCGCCAGAAUUAUCUAAAGUGCAUGACGUGUUUCACGUAUCUCAGCUGCGAAGGUAUAUCAGUGAUCCAUCACACGUCAUUCCUACAGAGUCAGUAGAAGUGGAACCAAACCUGACUUUUGAAGAAAGACCGGUCCAGAUAGUCGAUAGACAGGAAAAGAUUCUCCGGAGAAAGGUGGUUCCAAUUGUAAAGAUACUAUGGAGAAGUCAAAAAUAUGAAGAAGCCACAUGGGAGACAGAAGAGUCGAUGAGACAAAAAUACCCAGAGCUUUUCGACAAGGUAACAUGUUCUUGCCUUGAGUUAAACAUGCUUAAAGGACUUGUUAUACUACUCUAA